This is a messenger RNA of Seriola aureovittata, 8913 nucleotides long. RefSeq names its product calcium channel, voltage-dependent, L type, alpha 1F subunit (gene cacna1fb). The transcript has 51 exons. The record is from RefSeq and is a predicted model, not a curated record. Gene Ontology annotation, molecular function: high voltage-gated calcium channel activity. Gene Ontology annotation, biological process: calcium ion import across plasma membrane. Gene Ontology annotation, cellular component: voltage-gated calcium channel complex; membrane. NCBI's taxonomy places the organism in Eukaryota, Metazoa, Chordata, Actinopteri, Carangiformes, Carangidae. The coding region runs from base 564 to 6809 and encodes 2081 amino acids.
CACUGGCAGAGUGAGAGAGAGAGGCAGAGAGAAACUGGCAGAGUGAGAGAGAGAGGCAGAGAGACACUGGCAGAGUGAGAGAGAGAGGCAGAGAGAAACUGGCAGAGUGAGAGAGAGAGGCAGAGAGACACUGGCAGAGAGGGAGAGAGAGGCAGAGAGACCCUGACAAGCAGAGAGAGAGAGAGAGAGAUGGAGAGAUGGACAGAUAGAUGAAGAGAGAGAGAGAGAGUCAGAUUAGUGAACCGAAGCUGAAAAAGAAGCUGAAUCCGUCUCUGCGGAUUUCUCUGGAUUUAUUUCAUUGCUUCACUUUUUUCCCCUGAUCCGUAGUAAAUUAAUAAAUACAUUUAUCGAUGAAUUGAUCGGCAGUUGCAACAGAAGAAAAGUGGAUUGAUUUUUAGAGAAAUCUGACAGUGACCGCGGGAAAAAUGUGGAGAAGUUGUUUGCGUUCCUGAAUCAAAAGAAGAAGAAGCUCAUGGGGAUCAAAGCCACAGCAAACUGAUCAAACUGCGGAUCGAUCGAAGAUGAUUAUUGGUGUUUGGAGCUGAGAAAGAAAAGCAGCGGAGAUGUACGAGGAGAGCCGCAAAAGUGCUGGUCGUAAUGGCUACACCAACACAGUGGAUGGGGAGGAGGGAGGAGGGGAGGGGGAGGAAGAGGAGGAGGGAGAAGAGGGAGAUGGAGGAGGAGAGGGAGGAGGAGGAGAUGAGGAGAGGGAUGCAGAGUGGGAUGAAGAGCUGGAUGGAGAGAACGAGGGAGGUGUGAGGAUGACGAGAACGGACACGCUUCACUCAACCACAAGUUCAACUGGAACACAGAGAAGGAGAGGACAACAUGCUAAGAAACAGGUGCAGGGCAGUAAUCAGGUCCAGCGAGCUCCUCGAGCAUUGUACUGUCUGAAACUCAACAAUCCAAUCAGACGAGCUGCUCUCUCCAUUGUUGAGUGGAAACCGUUUGACAUCUUUAUCCUUUUAGCCAUCUUCGCUAACUGUGUCGCUCUUGGAGUUUCCAAACCGUUCCCUGAGGACGACUCCAACUCCACCAACCACGACCUGGAACAAGUGGAGUACGUCUUCCUCAUCAUCUUCACUAUUGAGACCUUCCUGAAGAUCCUGGCCUACGGUCUGGUGAUGCACCCCAGCUCCUACAUCCGCAACGGCUGGAACCUGCUCGAUUUCGUCAUCGUCAUUGUCGGGUUGUUCAGCGUCGUCUUGGAAACAAUGACUCAUAAGUCAGGCGAGCAGGCAACCACUCACCACGUGCCGGGGAAGCCUGGAGGUCUGGAUGUCAAAGCCCUGAGAGCGUUCAGAGUCCUGAGGCCGCUCAGACUGGUCUCUGGAGUCCCGAGUCUGCAGAUUGUGUUGAACUCCAUCAUGAAGGCAAUGGUUCCUCUGCUCCACAUUGCUCUGCUGGUUCUGUUUGUCAUCAUCAUCUACGCCAUCAUCGGUCUGGAGCUCUUCAUCGGACGCAUGCACAGAACUUGCUACUACAUAGGAACAGAUAAUUAUGUGGAGGACGACCCGGUGCCGUGUGCGUUCGCCGGUCAUGGGCGUCAGUGCGCAAUUAACGGCUCAGAGUGUCGGGGGAGGUGGGAUGGUCCCAACGGAGGAAUCACCAACUUCGACAACUUCUUCUUCGCCAUGUUGACGGUGUUCCAGUGCAUCACCAUGGAGGGCUGGACCGACGUUCUGUACUGGAUGAAUGACGCCAUCGGCUUCGAGCUGCCCUGGGUCUAUUUUGUCAGUCUGGUGAUUUUCGGCUCGUUCUUCGUUCUGAACCUGGUCCUGGGAGUCCUGAGCGGAGAGUUCAGUAAGGAGAGGGAGAAGGCGAAGGCUCGGGGAGAUUUCCAGAAGCUGAGGGAGAAGCAGCAGAUGGAGGAAGAUCUGUGUGGCUACAUGGACUGGAUCACUCAGGCCGAGGACAUGGACGAGCUGGAUGAGGACGGAAACCCACGUCCAUCUUUGGGAGAUCUGUCUGAUAAGAAGAGAGGGAAGUUCGGAUGGUUCAGUCACUCCAAUGAAACACACGCGAGUCUUCCUGCCAGUGAAACAGCUUCUGAAAACACUGAAAACAUCGACGAGGAACACACCAACUGCUGCCAGGCCUGCUGUGCUCGCAUGAUGAAGAUCGGCUGCUGUCGGACACUGCGUCGCUGGAAUCGUGUCUGUCGCAGGAACUGUCGCACUGCUGUGAAAUCUGUGACGUUCUAUUGGCUUGUUCUGCUGCUCGUCUUCCUCAACACCUCCCUGAGCGCCUCCGAGCACUACAAUCAACCUAACUGGCUGACACAAGUCCAGGACAUCGCCAACAAGGUCCUGCUGUCUCUGUUCACCGUGGAGAUGCUGCUGAAGAUGUACAGUCUGGGUCUGGCUCACUACUUCGUGGCCUUCUUCAACCGCUUCGACUGCUUCGUGGUGUGUGGGGGCAUCAUGGAGACCAUCUUGGUGGAGCUGGAGAUCAUGCCUCCUCUGGGCAUCUCUGUGCUGCGCUGCGUCCGCCUUCUGCGGAUCUUCAAGGUCACACGCCAUUGGACGGCUCUGUCCAAUCUGGUGGCAUCCCUGCUGAACUCCAUGAAGUCCAUCGCCUCCCUGCUGCUGCUCCUCUUCCUCUUCCUCAUCAUCUUCGCUCUGCUUGGCAUGCAGCUGUUCGGAGGGAAGUUCAACUUCGACGAGACACAGACCAAACGCAGCACCUUCGACGCCUUCCCCCAGGCGCUGCUCACCUGCUUCCAGAUCCUGACGGGUGAGGACUGGAACAUGGUCAUGUAUGACGGCAUCAUGGCGUACGGAGGCCCCGUGUUUCCAGGGAUGAUCGUCUGUGUUUACUUCGUCAUCCUCUUCAUCUGUGGUAACUACAUACUGCUGAACGUCUUCUUGGCCAUCGCUGUGGACAACCUGGCUGGAGGAGACGGAGACGACAAGAAGGAAGAGAAGAAGGAGGAGGGAGCUGUGGAGGAGGAGGCCGAAGAAGGAGAAGUGAAGGUGGACAUUGAUGCAGACACUGAGUACGAGGAGGAGGAGGGGCUUCCUGAAGGAGAUGAAGACGGAGGGGACCAGUUAAAGAUGGCCGACCUUGCUCCUCCUAAAGAGAAGAUUCUUCCAAUCCCAGAAGGCAGUGCUUUCUUCUGCCUCAGCAAAACAAACCCUAUCCGUGUAGGAUGUCACACUCUAAUCCACCACCACAUCUUCACCAACCUCAUCCUGGUCUUCAUCAUCCUCAGCAGCUGCUCGUUGGCUGCCGAGGAUCCAAUCAGAGCCCACUCCUUCAGGAACAACAUCCUGGGUUAUGCAGACUACGCCUUCACCUCCAUCUUCACUGUGGAGAUCCUGUUAAAGAUGACGGUCCAUGGAGCGUUCCUCCAUCAGGGCUCCUUCUGCAGAAACUGGUUCAACUUGUUGGAUCUACUGGUCGUCAGCGUCUCACUGGUCUCCUUCUUCCUGCACUCCAGCGCAAUCUCAGUGGUGAAGAUCCUCAGAGUCCUCAGGGUGCUCCGACCUCUGAGAGCCAUCAACAGAGCCAAAGGACUCAAGCAUGUGGUCCAGUGUGUAUUUGUGGCCAUCAGGACGAUUGGAAACAUCAUGAUCGUCACGACUCUGCUGCAGUUCAUGUUCGCCUGCAUCGGAGUCCAGCUCUUCAAGGGUAAAUUUUAUCGCUGCACAGACGAAGCCAAACACACUCCUGAACAGUGCAAAGGGACCUUUGUGGUGUAUAAAGAUGGAGACGUGAGCCACCCGAUGGUCAGGGAGCGUCUGUGGCACAACAGUGACUUUAACUUUGAUAACGUGUUGAUGGGGAUGAUGGCGCUCUUCACCGUGUCCACCUUCGAGGGCUGGCCCGCUCUGCUGUACAAAGCCAUUGAUGCGAACAGGGAGAACUCUGGUCCCAUCUACAACUACCGAGUCGAGAUCUCCAUCUUCUUCAUCGUCUACAUCAUCAUCAUCGCCUUCUUCAUGAUGAACAUCUUUGUGGGUUUCGUCAUCAUCACCUUCAGAGAACAGGGAGAGCAGGAGUACAAGAACUGUGAGCUGGACAAAAACCAGCGUCAGUGUGUGGAGUACGCUCUCAAGGCUCAGCCGCUGAAACUUUACAUCCCAAAGAAUCCGGUUCAGUACAAAUUCUGGUCCAUCAUCAACUCUACGGGGUUUGAAUACGUCAUGUUCGUCCUAAUCCUGCUCAACACCGUCACUCUGGCUGUUCAGCACUAUGAACAGUCUAAAACCUUCAGCCACAUCAUGGACAUCCUCAACAUGGUGUUUACUGGACUCUUCACUGUGGAGAUGCUGCUGAAGCUGCUCGCUCUCAGACUCAGGCACUACUUUAUCGACGCCUGGAACUCGUUUGACGCUCUAAUCGUGGUCGGCAGCGUUGUCGACAUCGUGGUCACAGAGUUCAGCAGUGGAGAGGACAGCUCUCGAGUGUCCAUCACCUUCUUCCGUCUGUUUCGAGUGAUGCGAUUGGUCAAGCUGCUGAGUAAAGGGGAGGGCAUUCGCACACUGCUGUGGACUUUCAUCAAAUCGCUGCAGGCUCUGCCGUACGUCGCUCUGCUCAUCGCCAUGAUUUUCUUCAUCUACGCCGUCAUCGGCAUGCAGACGUUUGGGAAGAUAGCGAUGCAGGAUCACACUCAGAUCAACAGGAACAACAACUUCCAGACUUUCCCUCAGGCUGUUCUCCUCCUCUUCAGGUGUGCUACAGGUGAGGCGUGGCAGGAGAUCAUGUUGGCCAGCCUUCCAGGUAAACGCUGUGACCCCGAGUCAGACUACGAACCAGGGGAAGAGUUCACCUGUGGCAGCAACUUCGCCAUCGUUUACUUCAUCAGCUUCUUCAUGCUGUGUGCUUUCCUGAUCAUCAACCUGUUUGUUGCCGUUAUCAUGGACAACUUCGACUAUCUGACACGUGAUUGGUCGAUUCUGGGACCACAUCAUCUGGACGAGUUUAAAAGGAUCUGGUCUGAAUACGACCCAGAGGCCAAGGGUCGCAUCAAACACCUGGACGUUGUGGCUCUGCUCAGGAGGAUUCAGCCUCCUCUGGGUUUUGGGAAGCUCUGUCCUCACAGAGUGGCCUGUAAGCGCCUGGUAGCAAUGAACAUGCCUCUGAACGCUGACGGGAUGGUGACCUUUAAUGCAACGCUCUUCGCUCUGGUUCGCACCGCCCUCAAGAUCAAGACCGAAGGUAACCCUGAGCAGGAGAACGAGGAGCUGAGGGGGAUCAUCAAGAAGAUCUGGAAAAGAAUGAAACCAAAACUACUGGAUGAAGUCAUACCACCACACGAAGAGGAAGAAGUGACAGUUGGGAAAUUUUACGCAACUUUCCUGAUCCAGGAUUAUUUCAGGAAGUUCAGGAAGAGGAAAGAGAAAGGAACUCUGCCCGGAGAGUCUGACGCCACCAACCCAUCUGCAAUCCAGUUGUGUAAAGCCGGUCUGAAGACUCUGCAGGAUCUGGGUCCAGAGAUGCGUCUGGCUCUGAACGAGGACCUGGAGGAGGAGGAGGAGGCCAUGAUGGAGGAUGAGGAGCUGGAGGAGAACACCACAUACAAGGGGGAAAAUGGUUUUGGACCAGAGAAAGAUCGACGAGGCUCCAUCCUGACCACGCCCACUGGUCCUGGUGGUGUUGUCGGUGACGGAGCCGUGUCUAAUGGAGGUCUGAUUCACCGGGUUGGUUCUCUCACCAAGAUGCAGAACGGCAGCGAAAAUGAGGAACAUCUUUACCGUGGAGACAACAUGAGGUCAUCUGUAAAUCAUCCCCAUCACCGCCCAUCAGUGAAGAACGGCCUGCUGGACCACGCCCAAAAGAGACCAUCAUACUACAAACAACAUGGAAGGAGGGACUCAAGGGACAGAUACUGGAGGAAUGGGGACAUGGAGGCGUAUGGAGAGCAGGGUUAUUACAGCAGAGAGGAAGACAACGACAGCAUCACCUCCAGAGACAGGUAUACUGACAGACAUUACCCUGACGAGCCUCCUCUAUACAGAGACCACUACGAUGGACACGCCCCCUACACCAACAAUAGCUAUGGUAACGGCUACAGCGACGGCAGGAGGACAACCCGCAGACGCCUACUUCCUGCCACGCCCACAGGUCGGAAACCAUCGUUUAACAUCCAGUGUCUGAGGAGGCAGGGGAGCAGUGACGACCUGCCCAUCCCUGGGACGUACCACCCCACUUCUCCACCACGCCGUGCACGCACACAGACAUUCAGCAGUUAUGAGUCUCGUCACUCCUCCGGGCGCUCCUCAGCAGCGUCCUCGGCGUCCUGGGCAAACCCAUGUCCUCGCCGUGGACGCCUCCUCUACGCUCCUCUUAUCCUGGUGGAGGAGGAAGGCAGCCCGCCCUGGGGAGGGGGAGGAGGAGUACCAGGGGGUGAGGGGAAGAAGGAAGGAGCAGGAAGAGGUGUCAGUGUGACAGGUGCAGCACCCAGACCGGCCUGGUACGGUGGCCCUGUGGGGACAUCAGCACCGCCGCCAUACAGAGCCUACACCACCCUCAGAGUUCCUUCUCAGCUCGGAGCUCAGUUCACUGAGAAACGGGGAUCAGCCGACAGUCUAGUGGAGGCGGUCCUGAUCUCAGAGGGUCUUGGCCUUUAUGCACGGGAUCCGAAGUUUGUGGCGUUUGCAAAGCGAGAGAUCGCGGAUGCGUGUCACAUGACGGUGGAUGAGAUGGAAUCGGCUGCCAGCGACCUCCUUGGUUCAGGGAGCCACGGUUUCCUUGGCAAUGCUGCUGCCGACCCUGCUGCGCUCUACAGUGACGAGGAGCCAAUCAGGACGGGUCGUGAUGAAGACGAGCUGGCCGACGAGAUGACAUGUGUGACAUCAUUUUGACAAUCUGGACCAAUCACAGAUGAGAGAGAGCGACGGUGACUUUGACAGGCGGGAUACAGCAAUGUUUGAACCUGUCUGGGUUUGAUUGACAGAACAUUUAACCAAUCAGGAGAAGAUAGAGGGGUUUAAUAAAAAGCAAAACUGAAUGAGUUUGGUUAAAGGUCAAUUUAUUGUUUUAUGGACAGAGUUCUGAUCAGGAAGGUGGAAGGAAAGGAAGUGAGGAAGUAGGGAAAUAAUGGAAGUGAUGGAGGAAGGAAAAUGAGGAAGGAAGAAAAAUAAGAGGAAAGAAAGGAGAUAUAAGAAGUGCAGGGUAGCUGAUAGAAGAAAAGAAAAAGAGGAAGGAAGAAAAAUGAAAGAAAAAAGAAAAGGACAGAAGAAGAAAGGAGGACUAGCGACAAAAGAAAAAGAUUUCUGAUGUGGAGGAUGUUAGGUGGAAUUAAGGACAGAGGGGAAAAACUGUUCAGAAAAGAAAAAAAUUGGAGGAAGGAUAAAGACAAAAGAUAAAAAAAUCUGUAAAAAGGGAAAGAAUGAAAAAGUGCAGGAUGCUUAAAGAAAGGAUAAAGAGGAGGGAGGGAGGGGGUUAUAAAAAGGAAAGAAAAGAAAGGAAGGCAAAAGAAGGGCUUUGAAAUGAAGGAUAGACAUUUAGAGAAAGCUUGAGAAGAAGGUGGAAGGAAGGAUGAACAGAAAAAAAGUGUUGAUCAAAAGGAGAUGAAGAGGAAGGUGAAGAAAUGAUUAUAGAUGAAGAACAAAAAUAAAAUAAUUCAGGAGAGAGGAAAAGACUAAGAAGUGAGUUGACUCGUGGAAAAAUUAUACAAGUCGUCAUGGUGACGCUGACUGUUUCUAUACCACAGAGCAAAAGGAACUGUGAAUCUGCUGACUCGGCACGGGCCCAGGGGCCCGAAAGGCAGGGGCCCCUGUCUGAAGUGACUUAAUCCUGGUUAUUGGAAAGUCAAUCAAAUAACUACAAAGACACACAAGACAAAACUAGCCUACAUGGGAUCACACUGUACCCACAAUGCACUUUUGCUGCGCAGCGGAAUGAUAACAGUUCUGUCUUACAGGUUCUUCUGUAGCUUGAUAUAAUGUUUUUGAAUAUUUGGUACCUACAUUUAUGAACCCGUGUACAUACAGAUAAUACACAACUUAACAAUGAUUAUUGCAAUUUUCAAAGAGGGGAAUUCAGAUAAUAUGAAUUCACAGAGAUGGUUUUUCAAAUGUGUCAUUGCUGUAAAUUCACUGGUAGUAUUAGUAUUAUUAUUGAUUCAAUUUCACAAUUAGAUUUAUAUGCAAAGGUUCAUUCAUUACUGCUGUUAAUUCAAUUCAAAUAAUAAACAUAUAAUUCACUUGUCAUUUUGUAGAGUUGACUUUCACGUUAAUGUUUGUUCUUUCUUCUUUCUUCACUUUCACACAUGAACCAGUUCAUCACUAACUUCCUGUUUUCUUUCUGUGUCUCAUAGUUUCUUGCAUUAAAUUACUAUUUUCCUGCAAUUGUAUAACAGCACCAUCUUUUUAAUAUGAAAGUCAGAUGAAAUUCAGCUGCAAAUUUUCUAUAUUUAUUGUUUUUAGUGAGUCAAGAGCAGGAAUGAAUGAACCGUGUUGAGAUUCUGUUGCUGAUUUCUUUUAAUACUGUGUUGAACGUCCUGCUCUGUGUGGAGGAAAAUAUUUCUCAUAUUUUAUUAAGGUGUAUUUUUAUUCUCAUCAAUGAAGGAGUUGUCUACAAUCAGACGAUGAACUGAAAAGCCUUUUUUUGACUGUUGUUUUCUAUUUGACAGGAGAAACUUGAGUGUUUGUGAAGUAUGUUUUCUUUUUUUUAAUGUUUGAUUUUUUUAUUCAUUCUGACAGGACUGGAUUACUCUUGUUGAUUUUUUUAAAUGGCAACAGCUGACAGUCCACUCUGCCUGUCUCGUUUGAAAUUUUGUGUUUCCACCAGACUUUUCUUUUUCUUUCCGACAGUUUCAACUGUUUUCCAGCAGUUAAGGGCUUUUCAAUUUCACGCCUGGAAUUCCCCAUGAAUCCUCUUCAAGUGUUGAGAACUGCCGUGUUCAGCUGAGCAAUGUCUCUGUCUGAACCUGUAUUUACCUCAAAUAAAGACUGAAUACAAGCU